Messenger RNA from Aegilops tauschii subsp. strangulata, 630 nucleotides. RefSeq names its product BTB/POZ and MATH domain-containing protein 1-like. Lineage: Eukaryota; Viridiplantae; Streptophyta; Magnoliopsida; Poales; Poaceae. Gene Ontology annotation, biological process: protein ubiquitination. Gene Ontology annotation, molecular function: protein binding. The record is from RefSeq and is a predicted model, not a curated record.
AUGGGCGCCCCUGAUUGCCUCGAUGACUGGGGAUGGAAUCGGUUUGUGGCAAGAAAGGACCUCGGGGAAAAAUAUGUUACUGACGGGCACGUCACGUUCGUAUGCACCAUCAUGGUCACGCGUGAUACUACCCCUGUCACCGUGCCCCUGUCUGACAUCAAGAACCAUCUCGGCUGCUUACUGGAUCAGGCGUAUGGGACGGACGUGUCGUUUACCGUCGACGGCGAGAUAUUCCCCAUGAACCGAGCCAUUCUUGCAGCCCGCUCACCCAUCUUCAAGGCAGAGCUUUUUGGGUCCAUGGCCGAAGCUACAAUGGCAUCCAUCACACUGCACGAUAUCACACCUUCAACAUUCAAAUAUUUGCUUGGGUUCAUAUACACGGUUGAGUUUCCUAUUAGUACAGAGGAUAACACCUCCAAUUCCAAUGAGGUAUUGUUUGACUUACUUGCCGCUGGGGAUCGGUACGCACUAGACCCGCUAAAGUUAUGGGAUAAUGUGUCAAUGGAUACCGUUACAUAUAUUCAAGCUUGCGCUGACAUGUACAAUUGCCUCGAGUUGAAGGACAAGUGCGUUGACUUCAUUGCAAAAGAGAAAAAAGCGAAGAAGCCUCUUAUUUCAAAAACGAUUUGA